UAAUUUCCUGUCUAGAUCCGAAAAUGGCAAGAAACCGGACCAUUGUUUUUCUUCACGCAGCUGCUGUUUUCACACUUCCGUCCUUCCUUGCUUUCCUCUUUUUCUUCUCGCCCUUCUUGAGCCGAGAGUCUAUUGAAAGCAGCCUCUCUCUGCAUUAGGUAGGGUAAGAUCUACAGACUAACUGUUGGGAUCAAACUGGGUUUGUUAUUGUUGUUGCAACACAUCAGUUCUAAAGUUGCUCGUUCUCUUAUUUCUUUGAUAAUAGGCAGAUGUCUAAGCAGGUCUUGGAUUCUGUAGAUUCGCUGUCGAAUCCUUCUGAGCCUCCAAAUAUUGGAAAUUGGUACUCAAGUUAUACAUAUGAAUCGCCGGUUUUGAGCGGCAUUGAUGAGAAUGUAGCUUCACAAGGAGAUAUCCAAAGUUCAAUUAAGGUUUGGAGAGCUUCAGAUAAUAUCUCAUUUUCUUCUGAGCUUUUAGAUUCCAACGACUGUUUCUCAAGUUUUGUGCCUGAAACUCCUGCAUUGGCUGAUAGUGAUGAUUUUAGAGUCCCUGAAUCAAUUGACAUCGGUUUCAAAGAGGAUACUAGCACCAAAGGAUGCAAAGAAGACAGUGACAGCAAGGAGGAAGAUAAUUCUGCUGAAAAUCAAACAAAUGGGAAAAGUGAUAGUGUGUAUUCUGGUGUUGAUGUGGCUUCGAAGGGCCUUCUUCAGUGUACAAACUCUGUUGCAGAUAACAAAAGGGUAGGUCAGGAUGUGAACUCAAAUGACAUGUCACUUGCUUCAGAGCCUCCAGACAUCCAGAACUGGUUCUCUAGCUAUGUUUACGAAUCCCCAAAAGUGGAUACUAUUCAAAAUUUCGUACUUCCAUAUCAUGAGAAAGAAUUUGAUGACAAAGUGUAUAUGAAUGAGUAUAAUGGCUGUGGGGAACCUCAGAAUUUAAGGAAUUCAUUAGGAUCUAGUUUUAUCCAUGAUGACAAGUAUGAGCAUCUGCCUGUCUCAANCCUCCCUCUCUCUCUUUCUCCCCCUCUCUCUCUCCCCUUUCGAUAA
Molecule: messenger RNA, 1043 nt
Organism: Nicotiana tabacum (common tobacco)
Lineage: Eukaryota; Viridiplantae; Streptophyta; Magnoliopsida; Solanales; Solanaceae
Source: RefSeq, a predicted model, not a curated record